Tarenaya hassleriana is the source of this 543-nucleotide messenger RNA. Its product is annotated as 60S ribosomal protein L34-like. Lineage: Eukaryota; Viridiplantae; Streptophyta; Magnoliopsida; Brassicales; Cleomaceae. The record is from RefSeq and is a predicted model, not a curated record. Gene Ontology annotation, biological process: translation; ribosome biogenesis. The transcript has 4 exons. The coding region runs from base 65 to 427 and encodes 120 amino acids. Gene Ontology annotation, cellular component: ribosome; cytosolic large ribosomal subunit. Gene Ontology annotation, molecular function: structural constituent of ribosome.
CUUUGUUCGCUGGUACUGUUACAAACCAGAACCCUACAAGAGGAAAUUUAGGAAUUCGGUGGAAAUGGUGCAGAGGCUUACGUAUCGUGGAAGGCAUAGCUUUGCCACGAAGUCCAACCAGCACCGGGUCGUCAAAACUCCUGGUGGAAGGCUGGUUUACCAGACAACGAAGAAGAGAGCUAGUGGACCCAAGUGCCCUGUCACUGGCAAGAGGAUUCAAGGGAUCCCGCAUUUGAGGCCUGCAGAAUACAAGGUGUCGAGAUUGGCAAGAAACCGGAGGACAGUGAACCGUGUUUAUGGUGGAGUACUCUCUAGUUCUGCUGUUAAGGAGAGGAUCAUUCGUGCUUUUCUGGUGGAAGAACAAAAGAUUGUGAAGAAGGUUUUGAAACUUCAGAAAGCCAAGGAGAAGCUUGCUUCCAGGAGCUAGAUUUAAAUAACUGUUGCUGUCUGGUUUUCAGAUUCUCUUGUCAGUACUUGCCCUUUAACUUUGUUUUCAACUCAUGGCUUUGGCAAUUUCUGCCUUUAUAUGAUCUCUCUUGCUUA